This is a messenger RNA of Paramecium sonneborni, 1017 nucleotides long. NCBI's taxonomy places the organism in Eukaryota, Ciliophora, Oligohymenophorea, Peniculida, Parameciidae. The record is from the annotation of a GenBank genome assembly.
AUGAUAUCAAUCGAUAUACAACCUUAGACUGAAUUCUUAGGAAACAACUAUUGGAGAAAAUUAAGAUAAGUUGAAUAUAGCAAGGAAUUUGAAGAGCAGAUUACUAAAACAGUGAUUGAAAGAGAAAAUAAUGAUUCUGAUUAACAAUUUAAACAUAAGAAAAGUAUCAUAUAAGCUAAAUUUUGUAAAUCAAAGGAAUUUCUGGCAACAACUUCUCUCGAUAAAAUAGUAAGGAUUUUUUCGAUGGAUGGAUAACUCAAACACUAAUUCGAAAAUUUUUUAGACUCUGAUAAAACAAUCUCUUUUAGCUAUAAUGGAAAGUUUUUAGCUGGAGCAGGUUCGUAUGAUAAAAUAAUAAGAAUUUGGAAUAUUGAUAGUUAAAUACUAUAAUUCGAACUCAAAGGCCUCAAAAGCAAAAUUUCUAAAAUUAUCUAUUUUAAUAAUAGAGACGAUAGAAUUAUAUCAGUUACGUAGGAUAAUCAAAUUUAAAUAUGGGACAUUGAAUCAGGGAUCAUCUUACAAACUUUAAUUAGUCAACAAAAUUAAAUCACAGCAAUUCAAAUAUCUAAUGACGAUCUUCGUUGCGUAACAGGAUCUUUGGAUGGGAUGAUAAUAGAAUGGGAUUUAAAGAAUUAUCAAUUAAAAAAAUAAUGGAAAGGACAUUAAAAGGGAUGUUUUGCCUUGAAAUAUGCUAAUGAAGGACACACAUUAGUUAGUGGAGGAGCAGAUAAGAAAAUAAAAUUUUGGAAUAUGGAUAAAUAUAAAUUAUUCAAAUAAUUUAAUGGGCAUACCAAUUCGAUAUAUGCCAUUGAAGUUGAAAAAGAUAUAGUAAUCAGUUGUUAAUUUAAUUAAACUUUAUUAUGGAAUAUGAAAACUUUAAAAACUAUUUAGCAAAUAUCAAGCACUUAAUUGGAUUAUUGCUUUGUUGAAAUGAUGAAGGAUUCCUUCGUAAUAGGAAAUAAUGGUAAUGGAAUCAAGGUGUGUAAUUUUGAUUGAAUUUAUUUUACUAUUCUAAAA